Messenger RNA from Epinephelus moara (kelp grouper), 3078 nucleotides. It is a transcript of the gene ablim1a, whose product is annotated as actin binding LIM protein 1a. The transcript has 25 exons. Bases 39 to 2414 code for a protein of 791 amino acids. NCBI's taxonomy places the organism in Eukaryota, Metazoa, Chordata, Actinopteri, Perciformes, Serranidae. Gene Ontology annotation, biological process: lamellipodium assembly; cytoskeleton organization; cilium assembly. Gene Ontology annotation, molecular function: actin filament binding. Gene Ontology annotation, cellular component: actin cytoskeleton; stress fiber. The record is from RefSeq and is a predicted model, not a curated record.
GCUGCCGGACGGGACGGUGUGUGUGGGAGUGUGUAGAGAUGGGGGAGAGGGAUCCAGCGUUGCAGGAGCCUGGCUACGAUGGGCUCUGCAACUACGCCCAAAAAAUCACCUCCUGCUUCGGACUGGAUGUGGCUCAUGCGCAGGACACACAACAACAACACCACUCCACAGAGAAGCCCCUGAUUCAGUGCUACAAGUGCGGGCAGCCAUGUAAAGGCGAAGUGCUGCGGGUGCAGAACAAGCACUUCCACCUCAAGUGCUUCACCUGUAAAGUGUGUGGCUGUGACCUCGCCCAGGGGGGGUUCUUCAUGAAGAAUGGGGAGUAUCUGUGCACGCUGGACUACCAACGCAUGCACGGCACCCGCUGCAAUGGCUGUGGGGACUUUGUGGAGGGGGAAGUGGUCACUGCUUUGGGCAAGACCUACCACCCUGCCUGCUUCGUCUGCACCAUCUGCAAACGACCGUUCCCUGCAGGGGACAGGGUGACCUUCAACGGGAAGGACUGCUUGUGUCAGUACUGUGUGGAGCCCAUGUCUCCAGGACCAAAGGACAUCCUGGGCUCUAGCAAUUGUGCAGGAUGUGGUCGAGACAUUAAGAAUGGACAGGCUCUUCUAGCACUGGACAAACAGUGGCAUCUGGGCUGCUUUAAGUGUAAGGCCUGCAGCAAAGUGCUGACCGGGGAGUACAUCAGCAAGGAUGGCGCCCCCUACUGUGAGAAGGACUACCAGAUCCAUUUUGGAGUUCAGUGUGAGGCGUGUCAUCAGUUCAUUACAGGAAAGGUGCUAGAGGCAGGAGAUAAGCACUACCACCCCAGCUGUGCGAGAUGCAGCAGGUGCAAUCAGAUGUUCACAGAAGGGGAAGAGAUGUAUCUGCAAGGAUCAACAGUGUGGCAUCCUGGCUGUAAGAACACCACCAGAACAGAGGAGAGACACAGGGAGCGGCCUACGAGGUCGUCGUCCGAAAGUAUUUGUUCCAGACCUGGUUCAAGCAUACCUGGCUCACCGGGUCACACGAUCUAUGCAAAAGUAGACAAUGAGAUCCUUGAUUACCGAGACCUAGCUGCCAUUCCAAAAGUCAAAGCCAUUUAUGACAUUGAGCGCCCCGAUCUUAUUACCUAUGAACCUUUGUACACCACCUCCCUGGAUGAGAGAGAGGAGAGACGAGAGAGUGUGGGAGAGCUCCACACUGCUAGGAGGGAGCGUUCCCCCUUGCCUGAUGACAAGUCCUCAAGAAACAUGUCGCCAACCCCGCCUGGUGAGGGCUCUUAUGACAGGAGGGAACGCAUCCUCCAAAGGUCCACCAGUCAGGGCUCCAUAGGGUCACCCGUUUAUAAUCGUCAUGGUUACACCCCCACCUUGUCACGGUCACCACAGCACUUUCACAGGCCAGAGGCUCUGACAGGCAUGCAGAAGCUCUGCUCCUCCCUGUGCAGUAACAGUGUGGGCUCCAGAAAUAGUGACUCCCGCCCCACCUCCCCUUUCAGACACCACUUCCUCCCCCAUAGCCAAGGCACUGACCCGCCGAGUGGCCGGAGCUCCCCCCUCCCGCUCAGGCCCGACAGCCGGCCGGUCACCCCGCCUCUCUCUCAGACCCCUAAACAUUUCCACCUCCCAGAUCAGGGGAGCAACAUCUACAGAAAACCACCCAUCUACAAACAACACGAUACAGAUGCCAUAGCACGUCAAAGCAAGCCUGCUGAUGAGAUCAUCAGAUCCGCCACCUUCCCCGCUGCCCAUGCUCCCUCUCCAGAUGACAGCUCACGGAGUGAGGGCGACCAUUGGCCCUGCUCUCUUGCUGUAUUAGGUUCAGAGGGGAGAAGACGAUCCAGAGAAGAGGAGGAGGAAGAGGCCUUGAAAAGAAAGCAGCUCCACGAGGAACAUCUCAGUAAGAUUCAGUCUGGUUUGGGAAAGCUCAUUCUGAAGGAGGAGAUGGAAAAAGAACAGAUCAGGGAGCGUCACGCACGUAGUCUCUCUGCUCAGCGCUACGACCCCAAACAGACCAACUGUGACGCAGAUCCAACCUCUCCAACCAAAACUAACUCUCUGCCUGGCUAUGGAAGGAAUGGGCUGCAUCGGCCCCAGUCUACAGAUUUCACCCAGUACAACAGCUAUGGUGACAUGUGUGGAGGAGGCAGAGAGUUUCAGCACAUUAAGGAUGGCCGCGCAGCACUUGCAAGGAUGGACAGGGGAGUAUCUAUGCCUAAUAUGUUGGAACCAAAAGUGUACCCCUAUGAAAUGCUCAUGAUAACCAGUAGAGGGAGAGCUAAACUGCCCAGGGAUGUGGACAGAACCAGACUGGAGCGCCACUUAGCACCUGAAACGUUCUUUGACAUCUUUGGAAUGGAGAUCCAGGAGUUUGACAGGCUUCCCCUGUGGAAACGCAACGACAUGAAAAAGAAGGCCAAGCUCUUCUAGCACUCAGAGCAGCAUGCACAUACUGUACAUUCAUUCAGAUAGCACACGACAACUGUAAUCUAGAUGUAGGUUUUGGUUUAUUUCCUUUUCUUCUGGGUUUUUGUUUUCUCCUGGCAUAAUCAAGGAAGCCAUGAAAUGGACUCUUUUUGCUCUGACGCUUCCUGAGACUGUGAGCUGAAUGAUUUGUCCAGUUAGACACGCACAGGAGACGAGGAAUGGGAAUCUCUUCCAUGUUCAAAAAUGACAAAGAAUGAAUGAUAAAUAGGGUCAUGUUAUUUGGUUUGACUGCGCUUGUUUUACUUCUUGCUUUGCUUCGAGUGGAACUGCUUUCCUUUCUUUCUUGCUUGUUUAUUCCUACUAUUUGUUGCUGUUGAUUCCUGUGGAACUUUGUAAGUACAGUAGAACCUCAUGGCGCCAUUAUGAAAUGUCCAUGCUUGUAGCUUGAACAUGUGUCAGCUUUCCUUCGCUUGGGCUGAAACAGUUUUAGUCCAAAGUUUGCAAGAAUCGGCUCAGUGAGUCUUUGAAUAAAAAAAUAAUAAUUAAAAAGCCACUGGGAAAGCAGUCAGCUGACCCAUCAACUGUUUUACCGGAUCUACAUGGGAAUGAAUCAUCCAAGCACCUACACAUCGUCAGUCUCCUCCCCCCCCCCCCCCCCCCCCCCCCC